AUGAGUUUUGCAAUGUGUGAACUUAUUUUUGCAAUGUUGAUUGAUUCAGGCCAAGGAGAUGCAGCCGCUGCAGGUGCAGGAGGUAGUCAAGGACCUAGACCAUCGAACAAGCGUCUACAGCAGACUCAGGCGCAAGUUGACGAAGUCGUAGGAAUCAUGAAGGUAAAUGUCGAAAAAGUCCUCGAGCGUGAUCAGAAGCUUUCGCAACUCGACGACCGUGCCGAUGCUUUACAGGUGAUUUGA
This is a messenger RNA of Strongylus vulgaris, 243 nucleotides long. NCBI's taxonomy places the organism in Eukaryota, Metazoa, Nematoda, Chromadorea, Rhabditida, Strongylidae. The record is from the annotation of a GenBank genome assembly.